Messenger RNA from Lactuca saligna, 1936 nucleotides. Lineage: Eukaryota; Viridiplantae; Streptophyta; Magnoliopsida; Asterales; Asteraceae. The record is from the annotation of a GenBank genome assembly.
UUUUCAAGAUUUUGUGUCAUAUUGUUGAAAUCAAGGUUAUAUCGUGUCGAAAUUUGUGGGUUUUUUUUUUUUUGGAUUCAUAAGAAAAAGAUUUUAGACGACAGACAUGGCCGGAGGAGGGCAAGCGCCACCGCCUAAACAAGAGGAGUUGCAGCCGCAUCCUGCUAAAGAUCAGCUUCCUAAUGUUUCUUAUUGCAUAACAAGUCCACCUCCAUGGCCCGAGGCAAUACUUUUAGGUUUUCAGCAUUAUCUUGUGAUGCUUGGAACAACCGUUCUGAUUCCCACUACUCUCGUUCCUCAAAUGGGUGGAGGGCAUGAAGAAAAAGCCAAAAUGAUUCAGACACUACUCUUUGUUGCUGGCAUCAACACAUUAACACAAACACUUUUUGGAACUCGGUUGCCAGCUGUCAUUGGAGGCUCCUUUACUUUCAUCCCUACAACCAUUUCAAUCAUCUUGGCUGCUCGAUAUACCGACAUUCUCGAUCCUCAAGAGAAAUUUGAGAGAAUUAUGAGAGGGACACAAGGUGCUCUUAUUGUGGCCUCAACUCUUCAAAUCGUGCUUGGUUUUAGUGGACUUUGGCGCAAUAUCACAAGGUUCAUGAGUCCAUUGUCAGCAGUUCCACUCGUUGCUCUAACUGGAUAUGGGCUAUACGAGUUUGGCUUUCCCUUGGUUGCUAAAUGUAUCGAGAUUGGACUUCCCCAAAUCGUAUUUCUGCUGAUUUUCUCACAGUAUAUACCACAUCUUAUGAGUGGAAAGAGUCAUAUAUUUGAUCGAUUUGCUGUCUUAUUUUCUGUGGUGAUUGUGUGGAUAUAUGCUCAUUUACUCACUGUUGGUGGGGCCUACAAGAACAAAUCUGACACAACUCAAUACAGUUGUAGAACCGAUCGUGCUGGAAUCAUAGGCGCUGCUCCUUGGAUACGAGUUCCUUAUCCGUUUCAAUGGGGAGCUCCAACAUUUGAUGCUGGAGAAGCUUUUGCUAUGAUGGCUGCUUCAUUCGUGUCUCUUGUCGAGUCUACUGGCGCGUUCAUUGCAGUUGCUAGAUACGCGAGUGCAACGCCUAUGCCGCCUUCGGUUCUUAGCCGCGGCAUUGGUUGGCAGGGAGUCGGCAUUUUGUUUUCUGGAAUCUUUGGAACAGGAAAUGGUUCAGCCGUAUCAGUCGAAAAUGCUGGUUUACUUGGCUUAACACGCGUUGGUAGCAGAAGGGUUGUCCAGAUUUCUGCUGGCUUCAUGAUAUUCUUCUCUGUUCUUGGAAAAUUUGGGGCUGUAUUCGCAUCGAUUCCCGCGCCGAUUGUCGCAGCAUUGUAUUGUCUGUUCUUCGCCUAUGUUGGCUCAGCAGGUCUUGGAUUUCUCCAAUUUUGUAAUUUGAACAGUUUCAGAGUAAAAUUCAUUCUUGGAUUCUCGAUCUUUAUGGGGUUAUCGAUACCACAAUACUUCAAUGAGUACACUGCGAUAAAGGGUUAUGGUCCUGUCCACACGAAAGCCAGAUGGUGGAAUGAUAUGAUAAAUGUGCCUUUCUCUUCGGAAGCAUUUGUGGGUGGAUUAUUGGCCAUGUUGCUAGAUGUAACGUUAAGGCAGAAAGAUGCUGCAACAAGGAAGGAUAGAGGGAUGCAUUGGUGGGACAAAUAUAGAUCUUUCAAGACGGAUACAAGGAGUGAAGAAUUUUACUCAUUGCCCUUUAAUCUCAACAAGUUUUUCCCUUCGGUUUGAUUGAAAGAUGGGAUCUUGUUACUUUUGCAUAGUGCAUUGUUUUGAAUAUUUGAUAUUUAUGCAUAUUCUAUCUUUAAAUCUUGAUCAACUUUUGGCCUAUGGUGCCCAUCUUACAAAAAGUCCAAACUUUUUAGGCAUUCCUUGCUUUCUUGAAUUUCAUUGGUUUUUUUCAAGACUCUAAAAAACCACCUUGGAGAAGAAAUUUUUGUGCUAUAAAAUGUAACUAGG